Molecule: messenger RNA, 600 nt
Organism: Postia placenta MAD-698-R-SB12
Lineage: Eukaryota; Fungi; Basidiomycota; Agaricomycetes; Polyporales; Adustoporiaceae
Exons: 5
Biological process (GO): tubulin complex assembly; microtubule-based process; protein folding
Cellular component (GO): prefoldin complex; cytoplasm
Molecular function (GO): tubulin binding
Source: RefSeq, a predicted model, not a curated record
CAGGAGAGGAACCCGCGGGGUAUCCCAAAAGCACCCUUCAUCGCGGACGUGGACGAAUACCUAGGUCCCACUCCGGACGUGGAGACAGCACUGAAAGAAUUCCAAGCGGCUCUUGCGAAGUACCGUUACAUGGAUCAUAAUCUCGCGCAGCGAAGACGUGGUCUGGAGGAGAAGAUUCCUGAUAUCAAGAAGACAUUAUCCAUGGUGGAGUUCUUGCAGGAGAGACGAGAAGGAAAGAGCAGCACUGAUGCAGGAGACGAUGACCUAACUGAUGACGAUGAUCUCGAUGAUGAGGACGCGGAGGGACCAAAGAAGCCGUUACAAACAACGUUCGAGCUGAACGACACGCUCUACGCGGAAGCGGAGCUGGAGGAUACCGACACAGUAUAUCUAUGGCUCGGAGCAAAUGUGAUGCUCUCGUACAAAAUCCCAGCAGCCAUCUCGUUGCUCGGGUCAAAACUCGAGGCUGCAGAGGCGAGCUUGCAGACCGUAGUGGAGGAUCUCGAGUUCCUGAGGGAACAGAUCACUAUUAUGGAAGUGAAUACCGCUCGCGUAUACAACUGGGAUGUGAAGCGGAGGCGAGAACUUAGAGAAAAGGAG